AACGAAGCGAAAUGCUAAAGCUGCUGAAGCGGAACUUCGGGAUAUUACUAUUUCUAGGGGUGACCUUGGUCAGGUGUGACUCAAGCCAGGAUUCCCACGUGAGAGUGAAACGCAUUGUGGGCGGGAAGCAGUCGAAAGCUCCGCCCGUGGAUGAUCCGGUGGUUUUCGCGCGUCUCUUCAACCGCGAUGCCCGGGUGGAGGGCAUCCGGAAUCCCUCUACGGGUGUCUACAGUUUCUUGGGCAUCCACUACGCCGAGCCCCCGGUGGGCCAGCUGCGGUACUCCCGUCCGGUUUACAAGAGACUAGCCGGGGAUAUGAAUGCCACGCGUCACGGUCCCCCCUGCAUCCAACCGCAUCCCCAGCAGCCCCAGAGAAUCAUCGGAGAUGAGGACUGCUUACUCCUCAACAUUUACACUCCCCAGAUGCCGGACGAGAGCUCGGGUCUGCCAGUCUUCGUGUGGAUCCAUCCGGGGGGCUAUCGCUACGGUUCUGCCAACCAGUACGAUGCCACGCCCAUGUCCCAGAGGGGCGCCAUUGUGGUGGCUCCCCAGUACCGGCUGGGAUCUCUGGGCAUCAUGGGCGAUGGAACAAAGCAGUUUGACGGAAACCUGGCCAUGUUCGACCUGGCAGCAGCCCUCCGCUGGGUCACCGACUACAUCAGCUACUUCGGAGGCAAUCCCAAGCAGGUCCAGGCCAUUGGUCAUGGCUCGGGAGCGGCCAGUGCCAUGUAUCUGUCCAUGUCCAAGACAGCCAAGAGUGGCGGCGAUGUCCACGGGGUGGUGGCCAUGUCGGGAACGGCUCUCUCCCAGUAUGCGAUGGACAAGGAGCCGGUCCAGAGUGUCCAGGAGGUGGCCAAGAUCAACGGGUGUCCCGGUGGCAAUGAGCUGGAGAUAGUCAAGUGCAUGAGGGGGAAAAGUGCCGUGGAAAUUAUUAAAAAUGAUGAAAAAGUUCAAACCGAACGGUUGGCGGGUCGGGCUCUCGUCAAGGGACUCACCGGAAACGUGGGCUUCCAGCCCCAUGUGGAGUCGGAGGAGGAUGGUCGCGGACUGCCAAGCAUCAUUAUUGGAGAACCAGAACAACAGCUCAACAACUCCAACUUUGAGGGAAUUCCCUUGUUAACAGGAGUCACCAAACACGAGACGGCCAAUUCGGUGUCGGUGGAAACAAUCGACAAGGUCUUUGGAUCGGCAGAGCAAUUUCUGGGCUCCCUCAGUGAUUCCCUCAACAAGCUGACCAGUUUCCUGAAAAUAGACCAGUUAACUGGGGAAAUAGCCAAGCCCCAACUUCCGGGACUCACCAGUGUGCUGACACCCACACUGCAAGAUGUGUGGAAAGUGCCACAGACUCUGAAUCUGGAUCAGGUUCUCUCGAAGGUGAUAGAGUCCACUACGGAUGUACUUUUCAACUUACCCGCUGUCCUGACCACCCAGGUGUGGUCCAAAGUAGCUCCGGCCUUUAUGUACAGCUUUGAGUACAAUGGCACCAAGUCCAAAGGCAUCAACUUCCUCCGGGGCCUGCCCAUUGUUUCGGAGUCAGCGAAUGACAAGCCGGAGACAGUGGCCCAUGGCGACGAAAUCGGUUACAUGUUCGAUGCCAACGAUAUUUUCGGGAAUCCCCUGGUGGGGACUCGCCUGACCAGCUCGGAGGAUCUCAAAGUGCGCCACAACCUCAUCGAUCUCUUGGUUCAGUUUGCCAACAGAGGCAAGGAUAAGGGCAACAAGGGUGGCUCAUCCCUUUUCCAGAGUGUCACGGGAAAGGGUACUCCUUUCAUAAAGAUCGACACCAAGUUGGAGACCUCCAAUGAUUUCCGCUUCUGCGAAUUGUCCGUUUUGGGUGCCUCCCUCUCGCCUCUGAGCUCCACAACCUGUGAGGGUCUGGGCAACGUUUUGGGACAACUGGGCGGAGGACUGGGCCAGACAGUGGGCGGAUUGGGUAGCUCUUUGGGAUUAGGCGGCCUUGUGGGAGGAGGCGGUAAAGGUGGCUCUGCUGGAGGUAGCCCUGGAAGAGGCAAGAGGCCUGGCGGUCUCGGCUUGGGGAUUUUAUAAUAUUUUGUAUUGAGUUUGAAAGACGAUAUUUUAAUAAAGAAA
This is a messenger RNA of Drosophila bipectinata, 2087 nucleotides long. RefSeq names its product carboxylesterase 1E. NCBI's taxonomy places the organism in Eukaryota, Metazoa, Arthropoda, Insecta, Diptera, Drosophilidae. The record is from RefSeq and is a predicted model, not a curated record.